AUGUACGUUUUCUCUGUCACUACCCCCAUGGUUGGAGCCGGCCCUGAUCUUUUGCAGUACUUGUACGCCACCGACAUACCUCAUAUCAAGGGCCUACCGGAGAUUCCUGGUGCUGUCCCGGUGCUGGGACACCUUCUCCAGCUUGGCGAAGAUCAUGCCAGUACAUGCGAGAAGUGGUGGCGUCAGUACAACCACUCUGUUUUCCAGAUCAAGCUUGGAAACACCAGGGCCGUGGUGGUCAACUCAUUUGAGGACUGCAAGAAGAUGCUUCUCGGCAACCAGAAUGCCGUCAUUGACCGUCCCAAGCUCUACACCUUCCAUGGCGUCAUCAGUAGCACUCAGGGCUUCACCAUCGGGUCCUCUCCUUGGGACGACUCUUGCAGGAAGAAGCGCAAGGCAGCUGGCACCGCACUGGGAAGACCCGCCCUGAAGAACUACUAUCCCAUGUUUGACCUUGAGAGCUACUGCAUCCUGAGGGAUAUGGAAAAAGACUCGAGAAAUGGCGAGAUUGAGAUCGAUGUCCGGCCUUAUAUUCAGCGGUACGCGCUCAACACCACCCUGACUCUCUGCUACGGCAUCCGAAUGGACGCUGUCUACGACGAUUUGCUCCGCGAAAUCUUGCACGUGGGAUCCGCCAUCUCACUGCUGCGAAGUGCGUCCGAGAACCUGCAAGACUACGUCCCCAUUCUACGAUACUUGCCCAACAACGAAAAGAAUGCCCGGUCUAAGGACCUCCGAGAACGGCGUGACGCCUAUUUGAACCUGCUUCUUGACAAGGUUCGUGACAUGAUCCAGAGAGGGACGGACAAGCCCUGCAUCUCGGCCGCCAUCCUGAAGGAUCAGGAGACCAAGUUGACGGGCGUCGAGGUCUCAUCCAUCUGCCUCUCUCUGGUUUCUGGUGGAUUCGAGACCAUCCCAGGGACUCUAACCUCCUGCAUCGGUUCUCUUUCGACAAAGGAGGGUCAGCUCUGGCAGGACCGGGCUUAUGAGGACAUCAAGCGCCACUACCCCGACGUACGGGAUGCCUGGACGGGCUGCUACGUGGAGGAAAAGAUCCCAUACAUCAAUGCCAUCAUCAAGGAAGCUGGUAGAUACUACACCGUCAGCUCCAUGAGUCUCCCCCGCAAGAUAGUCACCGAAGUCAACUGGAAUGGUGCAAUCAUCCCUCCCAAGACCAUGAUUCUCAUCAAUGCGCAGGCCGGCAACCAUGACGUUGAUCACUUCGGGCCCGACGGUGGCAAGUUCAACCCCGAGAGAUGGCUGAAGAGCCUGGAUCCGCCCACCGAGGUAGAGAGCGUCGGGCUUGCUCAUCUGAGCUUCGGAACUGGCUCUCGUGCUUGCUCUGGCCAAUACAUUGCAUCUCGCUUGCUGUAUGCGGCUCUAGUCCGGCUGAUGUCGUCAUACAAGAUUGUCGCCAGCGAGGAGAUGCCACCCAACACCGAUUACGUCGAGUAUAAUCAGUUCAAGACAGCAUUGGUGGCGAUUCCCCGGGAGUUUAAGGUGAAGCUCAUUCCAAGGGACACAGUCAUGACUGCCGAAUGCCUAAGUGCGGCUGAAGAGAGGACAAAGGAGCACUACAAGGAAUAA
This is a messenger RNA of Fusarium keratoplasticum, 1587 nucleotides long. RefSeq lists its product as uncharacterized. Gene Ontology annotation, molecular function: oxidoreductase activity, acting on paired donors, with incorporation or reduction of molecular oxygen; heme binding; iron ion binding. The coding region runs from base 1 to 1587 and encodes 528 amino acids. The transcript has 2 exons. The record is from RefSeq and is a predicted model, not a curated record. Lineage: Eukaryota; Fungi; Ascomycota; Sordariomycetes; Hypocreales; Nectriaceae.